GGAGACACAAGCACUCCGAUUGCCUGCCUCUGCUUUGGAAUAUUAGGCAGCCAGUGCUCUUGGCUGGGAGCCCAGACAGGGCUUUUGUAAUCAAAACAUGAUCCUGUAUGCUGUGCAACCAGCACUGAGAAAGGCCGACUGAUGGCUCUCCUCUUGUAGCUCUGCUGUGGAAUCCGCCGAGCUUCACCACUGAUGUCCAAAAUGCACCGAUCUGAUGCCACUGCAGAAGAUCUGGUGUUGCGGAAGAAAGAGGAGAAGGAUGUUGAACUAGAUAAGAAAAUCAUAGCUUUGCGGAAAAAGAACGAAGCACUUAUGAGAAGAUACCAAGAGAUAGAAGAGGACAGAAAGCGAGCAGAACAGGAGGGAAUGGCUGUCACCUCAAGGAGACCCAGGGCAGAUGGCCUCACCAUCACUAUUACCAAAGCUCAUAAUGAGAAAAGAGUAGUGAGUGAAAAAUGGGGAAGCAGCUGCUCUGCUGCUUCAAGCUUUGGGAUUGGUAGUGAAGAGGAGGAAGAUGAUGAGGAAGCAGAUCAUUUGUUUACCUUCAAGAUGGGGAAGAGGAUGCAACUGGCAGUUACCAUGGAUAAUAAAGCCAAGGGAAAGCGGAUUGUUAGUGAAAAACGGGGCUCAGAGUGUCUGGGGAGCCCAGGGGACAACCCAGACAUCAGUGAGGAAGAGAUGGAUCAGCUGGUAGCUUUCCGCAGAGGAAGAAGAAUGCAGAUUGCUAUUACUAUGGAUAACAAAAGUAAGGUGCAGGAAAAAAGAACGAUGGAGAGGAGGAAGUCAGAGGGUGACAAGCAUUCCGAAAACAUUCUUGGCAGAAAGGAGAGGGGGAAAUCUCCUCAGAAGAGUCCAGGAGACAAGGGCUGUACCUUGCCUAGAAGAGAGAGGUCAGAGUAUGUGCAGUGGAAGAAGGAGCGGGAUCAGAUUGACCUUGAGCGAUUGGCACGUCACAAGAAUGCGAGGGGAGAAUGGCGACGGGCUUGGGACAUAGAAAAAUCAGAGCGUCUGUUUGAAGAUACAAAGGAUGAAGAAAUAGCUUUGGAUUAUGUCCACAGUAAGAAAGGUACAAGAAAUGUCAGGAAGUCCCAGCACCGAUCAUUGCCCUCUGAAGGAAAAAGUGGAAGACCAUACAGAAUGGGCACCAGUGAGUCUGCUUCCAGAACAUUGCCAGUAAUGAGCAGUAACGUCAGAGGAAAGGACCGAUUGACAGGCAGAGCCAGACGAUGGGAUGUCAAAGAAGCUGAAGAACUGCCCUUUGUAAAAGAUGAUUUGGAUAACCAGAGACUCCCUAGAAUAGAACAACUGAAGAAUCAAUCUCUGAUCAGUGAGUCAGUAAAGGAACACAAUUGCACCACAAGAUUAGAUAAGAAUGUUAAGCCACAAGAGGCCCAAGAUAACCACAGUCUUCUCAUGCCACAAGCUCAAAGAUGUGGAAAGAGCCCAUUUGCAGAUGAAGGUCAGGGCUCCAGUGGAAAGACCAGGAAGUGCCUUGCUGAAGAAAUGCUUGCCUUUGGCAUGGAUGGCCCUGAGGCAGAAUCCAAGCUCAGAAAUACAAUUGGGGCUGAUCAGUCCCCCAAAGGCCGCUGUAUGAAUAGCAGCUCUUGCCAGGGGAUGGCCCAGAAUGUAAUGCAGACUUCUGGAUGUGCCAUUAAGGAAAUCAGUUCUGCAGAAAAUGACUUAGCCCAAAAUACACACUUUGAAAAGAACCCUAGUGAGGAGUGUGCAGAAAACCAUAGUGAGCUGCUGUUAAAGGCAGAAGUGGAUGCUGGAAGUGAAGGACUGUCACCAGCCACACAAGCAGAAGGAGAGACCCAAACUCUGGGCCUCAAGAUGCAAAGAAUCUCUGAGAAAGAAAAUGAUACCACUGCCUGCCUUGUACACAGGGAGGAGUUCUGUUCCCUAAAUCAAGAAAUCCCAGACAAAACUAAUGCAUUUGUACAGGAUGGAGCAAAAAUGAGGAACAACAGACAGGACCAAUCUGAGACAUGCAAUAAGGAAGCAAAAAAUUGA
This is a messenger RNA of Heteronotia binoei (common prickly gecko), 2013 nucleotides long. It is a transcript of the gene CCDC9B, whose product is annotated as coiled-coil domain containing 9B. NCBI's taxonomy places the organism in Eukaryota, Metazoa, Chordata, Lepidosauria, Squamata, Gekkonidae. The record is from RefSeq and is a predicted model, not a curated record. The coding region runs from base 193 to 2013 and encodes 606 amino acids. The transcript has 12 exons.